AUUCAUUGUCUUGACAAGAGCAUCUUCAGCGGGCGAGUCCCCGGCUCCUCCAGCUCCUUCCUCCUCUUCCUCCUCCUCCUCCACCUCCGGCUUUUGGGGGAUCACUGUCCUCUCUCGGCAGCAGAUACAGGCUGCUCCUCAAGACUGGGGCUCUUCACAUACGCUCCUCACCGCUCUUUGGGCAGGCCGACCUAGCAGCCUCUUCGGGAGUCCUGGGGUGGCCGGGGGUGCUGGAGCCCCCAAAUGAGCCGGCAGGUGGUCCGCUCCAGCAAGUUCCGCCACGUGUUUGGACAGCCGGCCAAGGCCGACCAGUGCUAUGAAGAUGUGCGCGUCUCACAGACCACCUGGGACAGUGGCUUCUGUGCUGUCAACCCUAAGUUUGUGGCCCUGAUCUGUGAGGCCAGCGGGGGAGGGGCCUUCCUGGUGCUGCCCCUGGGCAAGACUGGACGUGUGGACAAGAAUGCGCCCACGGUCUGUGGCCACACAGCCCCUGUGCUAGACAUCGCCUGGUGCCCGCACAAUGACAACGUCAUUGCCAGUGGCUCCGAGGACUGCACAGUCAUGGUGUGGGAGAUCCCAGAUGGGGGCCUGAUGCUGCCCCUGCGGGAGCCCGUCGUCACCCUGGAGGGCCACACCAAGCGUGUGGGCAUUGUGGCCUGGCACACCACAGCCCAGAACGUGCUGCUCAGUGCAGGUUGUGACAACGUGAUCAUGGUGUGGGACGUGGGCACUGGGGCGGCCAUGCUGACACUGGGCCCAGAGGUGCACCCAGACACGAUCUACAGUGUGGACUGGAGCCGAGAUGGAGGCCUCAUUUGUACCUCCUGCCGUGACAAGCGCGUGCGCAUCAUCGAGCCCCGCAAAGGCACUGUCGUAGCUGAGAAGGACCGUCCCCACGAGGGGACCCGGCCCGUGCGUGCAGUGUUCGUGUCGGAGGGGAAGAUCCUGACCACGGGCUUCAGCCGCAUGAGUGAGCGGCAGGUGGCGCUGUGGGACACAAAGCACCUGGAGGAGCCGCUGUCCCUGCAGGAGCUGGACACCAGCAGCGGUGUCCUGCUGCCCUUCUUUGACCCUGACACCAACAUCGUCUACCUCUGUGGCAAGGGUGACAGCUCAAUCCGGUACUUUGAGAUCACUUCCGAGGCCCCUUUCCUGCACUAUCUCUCCAUGUUCAGUUCCAAGGAGUCCCAGCGGGGCAUGGGCUACAUGCCCAAACGUGGCCUGGAGGUGAACAAGUGUGAGAUCGCCAGGUUCUACAAGCUGCACGAGCGGAGGUGUGAGCCCAUUGCCAUGACAGUGCCUCGAAAGUCGGACCUGUUCCAGGAGGACCUGUACCCACCCACCGCAGGGCCCGACCCUGCCCUCACGGCUGAGGAGUGGCUGGGGGGUCGGGAUGCUGGGCCCCUCCUCAUCUCCCUCAAGGAUGGCUACGUACCCCCAAAGAGCCGGGAGCUGAGGGUCAACCGGGGCCUGGACACCGGGCGCAGGAGGGCAGCACCAGAGGCCAGUGGCACUCCCAGCUCGGAUGCCGUGUCUCGGCUGGAGGAGGAGAUGCGGAAGCUCCAGGCCACGGUGCAGGAGCUCCAGAAGCGCUUGGACAGGCUGGAGGAGACAGUCCAGGCCAAGUAGAGCCCCGCAGGGCCUCCAGCAGGGUCAGCCAUUCACACCCAUCCACUCACCUCCCAUUCCCAGCCACAUGGCAGAGAAAAAAAUCAUAAUAAAAUGGCUUUAUUUUCUGGUA
Homo sapiens (human) is the source of this 1741-nucleotide messenger RNA. It is a transcript of the gene CORO1A, whose product is annotated as coronin 1A. Bases 244 to 1629 code for a protein of 461 amino acids. Gene Ontology annotation, molecular function: identical protein binding; cytoskeletal protein binding; actin filament binding. Gene Ontology annotation, biological process: negative regulation of cellular component organization. The transcript has 12 exons. Gene Ontology annotation, cellular component: cell leading edge; phagocytic vesicle membrane; cytoskeleton. The record is from RefSeq and is marked reviewed. Lineage: Eukaryota; Metazoa; Chordata; Mammalia; Primates; Hominidae.